This is a messenger RNA of Oryzias melastigma (Indian medaka), 3272 nucleotides long. Its product is annotated as major histocompatibility complex class I-related gene protein. The transcript has 5 exons. The record is from RefSeq and is a predicted model, not a curated record. Lineage: Eukaryota; Metazoa; Chordata; Actinopteri; Beloniformes; Adrianichthyidae. Bases 1028 to 1912 code for a protein of 294 amino acids. Gene Ontology annotation, cellular component: external side of plasma membrane. Gene Ontology annotation, biological process: immune response.
CCCGCCACUGCGAUAACCAAGUGCCACAACAGUGGACAACAUGUGAUGACAGCAAAAAAUGAUCAAUCCAUCAUUACAGUCCGAUAUGUGGAAACACUUUUAACUUUACAAAGACGUGACCAGUAUGGUAUAAAUGUACCAAUAAUAUUCUGUAGUAUUAUCCUCCAUUUCCUACAGUUUAGACCUCAUGUGCACACUUGGUCAUCGCUAGUUUUCUGCAUACACACACACACACCGCGGCUCUGCAGUAUGGCGUCUUAGCCACACCCCCUCUUGCUUUGAAAAUACAUCCUAACGUUUGCAACGCCAAUAUGUUUUGAUGUCUUAUCUCUAAUAGAAUUUUUCUGCUAAUUGCUGCCUCAGAACAUUCCUUAAAUACGUAAGUAUCUGUGUGGAAAAAUAACUUUGUUGUUAAAAAUCCAACUUUUUAUUGUAAACAGGAGGAUGAUGUCAGAUUUAUUGUAGAGAAUUCCUAUUAUAGUUUUACCACAGCAUUGGUGCUUGACCACAUGACACGGAAUAAAGUAGGGAAGUUUGCUUGACUAUAGACUAGAUAUGAUGAUAAAAUUGUUUAGAAUUUUAAUUUAACGUAGCAUUUAGUGGUUGCACUUUACAGUAAGGGUCCCUUUGUUAAUGUUUGUUGGUACAUUUACUAAUUAUCCACAGUUGUCUUACCUUAAACAACCAUUCUCUGUGUAUUUAGGUGUGUAGUUUUAAGGUUGGCUUAUCAGACUUUUUGUUUCUUCCUUGUCUCUCAAUUUUUAUGUUUGGUGUUUUAAAAUUUUGGUUUACACUUUCAAGCUUCACCUGCUGCAUUUUGGGUCAUACUCCCACAGUAUAUAACAACCAUUCACCAGAUGAACUAACCAUAAUUCCCGUCUGUGCUUGAUUUUACCAGAAAAAAAGGAAGACAUUCUUAACUCUGUUCUUCCUCUGUUACGCAGCUUCUGCAGCUAAACACUCUCUGAAAUACUUCAUUACUGGUACUGCUGGAACAACAAACUUUCCAGAGUUUGUGGGUUUAUUAAUGAUGGAUGAAGUUCAGAUUGGUUACUACGACAGCAACAUAAAGAAAGCAGAACCCAAACAGAACUGGAUGAGACAACUGUUCAAACUACAACCCCAACUCGGAGUGUUUCUUUCCCAGACAUGCAUUUACAAUCAUCAACUCUUUGAGGCCAACAAGAAUUUUGUCAAGCAGCGCUUAAACCAAACUGAAGGUUCUCAUGUUCUUCAAACCCUGAACGGCUGUGAGUGGGACGAUGAAAGCAAUGAAACCAAAGCCUUCGAUCAGUACGGAUAUGAUGGAGAAGACCUCAUCUCUCUAGACCUUCAGACCAUGACAUGGAUUACUCCUAAAGCACAGGCUGUUGUCAUCAAAUAUUUGUGGGAUGCAGAUAAACCGAGAUUAGACCGCAAUAAAAACGCAUACAUGUCACUGUGUCCUGGAUACUUGAAGGACUUAUUGCAUUAUAGGAGUAUUUUUGGGCAGAAAACAGAGCGUCCUUCAGUGUCUCUCCUCCAGAAGACUCCCUCCUCUCUGGUCAGCUGUCAUGCUACUGGAUUUUAUCCUGACAGAGCUGAUCUGUUCUGGAGGAAAGAUGGAGAGGAGAUUCAUGAGGGAGUGGAGAAGGGAGAGAUCCUCCCCAACAAUGAUGGAACCUUCCAGAUGAGCUCUGAGCUGAGUGUUUCAUCAGUCAAACAAGAGGACUGGAGGAGGUAUGACUGUGUGUUCCAGCUUUCUGGAGUAAAGGAAGACAUCAUCAUCACACUGAACAAAGCAAAGAUCCAGACAAACUGGGUUUCUCCUUCAGAGUUUCCAGUUCAUCAUUAUGCAAUUGGAGUUGUUGCUGCAGUGGUUCUGCUCCUGGUGCUCGGUGGAGUCCUCUACUGGUGGAGAAAGAGAUGGUGAAAAAUAUUGAAUUAACAAAGGAUUUAUUAUUUGCAUUCUCACUUUUAUCCAGGCGCUUUACAUCGGUUAAAACUCAAACUGCUUUGCAAUCUGUUAGAUGCUCAUCAGGGCGGGGCCUUCCACCUCCUUAUACAUGCUAAAUCCCGCCUCCACUUCCUUUCGACCUAUUAGGUCUUAGGUUACAGAAGAGAAUGUGCUAUCGGCUAAAUUAUUGGCUUCUAUCUGGAUAACUUGCACUUCAACUGCUGUGUGACAACUCUAAAAGAGAUUUUGGAGCACAUCUUUAGGGCUGCUGUGAACUUUAAGACAGCGGUCCCCAACCCUCGGGCCGCUGACUGGUACCGGUAUCGGUCUGUGGCUCACUUGGUACCGGGUCAGAGACAGAAAAAAAACCAAAGCGUGCAGGGGGGCGUGCUAGUCCAAUGAUUUUAACAAGUCUAAAGGUUUAAACUUAGCCUUUGUGAUUAAAUUCUCCUUUCACUUCAAAGUAGAUGCUAAUCAAACGCUAACUUUAGCCCUGUCUGAACUUUAAGGUGUAAUGAGUAAAUAACGCAAAAUAAAACGACACAUCCAUCGUAAAAUGGGUAUUUUCUGAAUAUAAUAAUCAUCUUUAUUAUCUGUGUUUGUGAAACAUUGGACUGAAGACUGUCGCCACAUUUCAUUACACAGAGCGGCUCCUGCUGCGUGAGAGCUGAUGUCUCCAGAAAUCCGUUUUUGUCGAGGAAGACUCGGUUUUGUCUGUAAAUAGCAGCUGUUUUUUCUGUGAAGUUGAAGGUCUCGCUUCAGUUUCCUCACUGGUUCUUUUCUGCCUCAGAGAAACGUUUUAAAUGCGUUUUAUUGUUUUGUUUAUGUUAAGUCGGAGCUACGAACUUAGCAAGUAGCCGCUCUCAGUCAAGAGACCAACACGGAUGUAGAGAGCGAUGUCCUAGAGUUUUUCAAAAGAGUCAGUUUGUUGCUCAUUAAAGAUGACUUGUCUUUACAGAUGAUCUGGCAUAAAAAGCAGAUUUAAGCAAAUGAAUAAAAUCCAAAGCAUCGCAAGAAUGAUUUUGUUUAGCUGUGAAUGAUGAUGAUCUGUACAUGAAAGACACAAAAACACUUCCGUUUUUUUAACUUGAAAGAUGAACACAUGAUCAGGAUUGUAUCAACAUUGUUCUGUCUUCAUAAAGGUUAUUUCUAGUAUACAGUACAUUACUAUAGUAUUCUGCUGAGUAGCUUUUUUUAUUAAAAAACAUGUUAUCAUUUCAAUGUUGUACGUGUAUUUAACUAUAAAAAAAUGAUAUUCUGGGAUAUUUCUGCAGUUUUAUGCAUAUGUGACAUAUUCUUAUGUGUUUUGAUGUAAAUAAAAAAAUCCCACAUAUUG